AGUCACUUGACCAAGCUCUUCGAAAUAAAAUAAAAUACAAAUCCCAACGUUGGCACAACUGAACCUCUCGCGACCAUGGCACGGAACAGCGUCCCGGUGCUCGAGGAGGCGCGGCCGCCCGAGGACGCGGGCAACAACCGCGGCAACUUUACGCGCAACCUCGCCAAGGAGGACGACAGCGCCAUUGCGCGCAAGAUGUUCUUCGGCGGCCUCGCCUUCCUGCCGUGGCUGUGGGCAGUCAACGCCUUCUUCUACCGCCGCCAGCUGCUCGAUGCGACGCUCGACCCGACGACGACGCUCUGGGUGCGCCGGUCGGCUGUCGGCUUUGUCGUCGUCACAUGCGUCUUUGUGGCGUGGAUGGUCACAUUCCAACUGACGUGGAAGCAAAACAAUUGGCAAAACCUCCUCCUUGUUGUGCCCGCCGAAGACUUGGACAAGGGCUGGUAGGCGGCGCUGUAUGGCUUGUACGAUGACGGAAAUCCCAUCUCUUUUGUAUUGCAUGUUCUCUACUCGACGACGGGCGUGGGCGUCGCGCUGCCAGGGCGAGACCGCGCACACCAAGCAGUCGCAUGAGCGCUGAUAGUCAAUGCAUAGCUCAUGUAGCUGCAUCUUGGCCAUCCACGGCGAUGGCUGCCGGCGAGAUGACCGUGACAGGGUCGGACGGCGAAGAAAGGCCAUGCAGCAACUAAAUAGUAGUCUUUGAUUGUACACUAGUAGUCUUUGAUUGUACACCAAGCUAUCUCUAACUCAAGAACGGCUCGUCGCGAACGUUCUGGACGAGUUCGCGC
Messenger RNA from Saprolegnia diclina VS20, 788 nucleotides. RefSeq lists its product as hypothetical. The coding region runs from base 76 to 447 and encodes 123 amino acids. The record is from RefSeq and is a predicted model, not a curated record. The transcript is spliced from 2 exons. NCBI's taxonomy places the organism in Eukaryota, Oomycota, Saprolegniomycetes, Saprolegniales, Saprolegniaceae. Gene Ontology annotation, cellular component: gamma-secretase complex.